ACAGUAGUAGUUAAUGAGCAAAACCAAAUACCCGUGUCCUGAAUAUUGAUUUUGGUUUACUACUGGUAUCUUGGGCUUCAUAGUUUUUUGCAUCACGAGGAGCUCAUAAGGAAGAGCAGCUUGCUGGAUUCUGUGUGCUCUCUCUUUCCAGUUAGUGUAUAAGUGUGUUUAGAGAUUGAAGCACUGAUUUGUUAGAGAUUUAACAUACUUCAUCAACUGUUGGAUUAAUAUUAGGAGCAAUAUGUUUCUGAAAACUAGCUUUUCAGCAUGAAUGUGAAAGAGUUCCUAGCCAAAGCCAAAGAAGACUUUUUAAGAAAAUGGGAAAGCCCCCCUCAGAAUACUGCUGGCCUAGAUGAUUUUGAGAGGCAAAAAACACUUGGAACAGGAUCAUUUGGGAGAGUUAUGAUGGUGAAACAUAAAUCCACAGAACAGUAUUAUGCUAUGAAGAUACUGGAUAAACAGAAGGUCGUCAAACUGAAGCAAAUAGAACACACGCUGAAUGAGAAGAGAAUAUUACAAGCGGUGAACUUUCCUUUCCUUGUAAAACUGGAGUAUUCUUUUAAGGACAAUUCUAAUUUAUACAUGGUAAUGGAGUAUGUUCCUGGUGGUGAAAUGUUUUCACAUCUAAGAAGAAUCGGAAGGUUCAGUGAACCACAUGCACGGUUUUAUGCAGCUCAGAUAGUGCUAACAUUUGAGUACCUCCAUUCAUUAGACCUCAUCUACAGAGAUCUAAAGCCUGAAAAUCUUCUAAUUGAUCAGCAAGGAUACAUCCAGGUCACAGACUUUGGCUUUGCAAAAAGAGUAAAAGGAAGAACUUGGACGUUAUGUGGGACUCCAGAAUACCUGGCACCUGAAAUAAUUCUCAGCAAGGGUUACAACAAGGCAGUGGAUUGGUGGGCAUUAGGAGUGUUAAUCUAUGAAAUGGCAGCUGGAUAUCCCCCGUUCUUUGCAGAUCAGCCCAUUCAAAUUUAUGAGAAGAUUGUGUCUGGCAAGGUAAGGUUCCCAUCACACUUCAGUUCAGACCUAAAGGAUCUUCUAAGAAAUUUACUCCAGGUAGAUUUGACCAAACGAUAUGGAAAUCUCAAGAAUGGUGUAAAUGACAUAAAGAAUCACAAGUGGUUUGCAACUACAGAUUGGAUUGCCAUUUAUCAGAGGAAGGUAGAAGCUCCGUUCAUACCAAAGUGCAGAGGCCCUGGAGAUACCAGCAACUUUGAUGACUAUGAAGAAGAAGAUAUUCGUGCGUCUCUAACAGAAAAAUGUGCAAAAGAAUUUGCUGAUUUUUAGUAGGAGUAAGAGGACAAGAUGACAUCAGGGCUCACAUUGGGAUCUUUGCACUCUGUUAACAGAUGAGGUGGAGCUGAGACCAUCAUAUGUCAAAACAGUUACCUAGUUACUUCAUUCCACAAAGCUGACUGAGGUCUUUAUUGCCAUCUUCCAUGUGUGCAGUUUGCACCAACCCUUCUAACUAGGCACAAUUAAGCAAGCACUGUUUGUGCAGUAACACAGAAUAAUAGACCACUUUCCUACUUAACUUUGGUUUCUGUCGUUCUUUGUUUCUGUGUAUUGUUCAUUUUUCCCCUUUAAAAUGAAGUAGUUUUUUACCCAAGAAUGCUCCAUUUUAUUUUGAAUAAUGUAUUAUUUGUGUGAGUGAAAUGGAAGGUGUUGCGGCUAGUGUGAUUUAGACUGAAGUGAAAGAUAAAUGUUGCUUCUAGUCUGUGCCAGCCAAUAAUUCUUGUCUGUCUUGUGUCUGAUGCUACAAUUUAUAAUAAUUUUUUAGUAGCUCAGACUAAACCUAGCCAACAUUUUUAGCAUUUUUGAAGGUAGUAUUUAUCGCCAUAUAAAUGUCUGCUAAAUUAACUUAAAAACAUUUCUUCCUGGAGACUGACCAAAAUUCAGUAGAAUCAAUUGGAUGGCUUAAGUAGGGGACAGUAGCUAGACCCCGUGCCUUGGUUUUCUACAUCCCUGCAGUUUUCGUCACUGCCUCCUUCCUUUGUAUUUCCCACCUAGGCAGUAGGUAAAUUGCCAUAACCAGACUGUACCAUGGAAAGCUUACAGUCUCAUGAGAGGGAGUAAUUCCACCUGGUCUGGAGUUUGGACCAUAUUUAACCAAGUCAACUUACCAGCAUUUCAGUUGGCAGGUAUGAAAUGGCUCUUUUAAGAACAUGAACCCAUAACUCUUAAAGGAAGUUUUGGUCAGUGUUGUAGAGAAUAUGAUUCAUUUUGAUUCAAAUCAUGGGGGGUUUUUGGUUGGGUUUUUUUUUUUUUUAAGCCAAUGUUUGGGCUCCCAAAGUAUUCCUUGUUUUGAGCCUUUUUUGAUUAAAAAGGCAUCCAUUAAAAUAAAAACCACCACACCACAAAAAGCAAAAUGCGCUCUGCCAUUAGCUAUGAAAAACAAAUGGUUUAGCAACUGCAAAAUAAUGUUAUAGAUGCAUUGCUGGAUGAACACGGUUAUUUUUUGUUAGCUGUUAAGAAGAAAAGGUUAUUGCCAAGUUUUUAUUCUGGUAUACUAUAUUAGUAAAUUGAGGAUGGAGUACUGCUACAAUCAUUUUCUUUUUAAUUACAGCACUUCAUUCAUGAAGAAAAGAGACAAAGUUUAAAAAUUGCAACAGCUGGGUUUAUUUUAGUUGCGUUGUGUCUUCAUUUCUAACCUACUUUCUUUCAAUCAAACAGAAUGUAUGGUCACACAGAUACAAGUAUUUGGGCUUAAUAAUGUUUUUGUAUACUCUCACCAACUGACUUAAAAGAUAUUGCUACCAUGUGCUAGCUUUGGGCACUUUUACACAUUUAUUUCAAUGUUAAUAAUCAGUGGCUCAGCACUUUUUUGGGGGUUGCUUUUAAACUUAUUCAUAGUAGUUUUAUUUGUAUACUUGAUUCUGGCUGUCUCAGUGACCUGUCUUAAAACAGCACAUCUAAACAGUUUAAACUAGACUCAUAUCUUAUGAUAAAUUCACGUGCAUACAAGGAUGAAUUGUUUUUAAAAAAAAAAAAAGAGCUAUAUUGAUACAUAGCCAUUGUAUUUGUUUGAAUGUCAGUGGAAAUAAACCACUGGCGUUCCUUCCUUUUAAUCUGUAUGACACUCCUUUAAGAAAAGCCUUUGUAGACAUUUUACAAAAGAGUAUAAAACGUACCAUCCAACAUUCUGUAUGUUUAGGUUGUUGAGCAUUUUUGCACAACGUCAUUAGGAGGCUGACACUGAAUGCAGUCUUUGUCCACCCAUAUUUACAUAUGUGCAAGAAAAGUAUAAGAUACUUUGCUGUAGCAAAUUUUAUGUAACAAAGAUAUAUCGUCACAUUAAUAAAUUUAAAGAAAUCCUUUGUAUGAAAAUGUUAAAAUCUUUUGUAUUUCAUUUAGACCAAGGACAUGCUGCUGUAUGCUAGCUGUAUGCGAUAAAUUCUACAGUAACUUUGUUGUCGUUUAUGAACUUUAAAAGAUUUUAAUAAAUGUUGGAGAUCACAA
Harpia harpyja (harpy eagle) is the source of this 3456-nucleotide messenger RNA. It is a transcript of the gene PRKACB, whose product is annotated as protein kinase cAMP-activated catalytic subunit beta. The coding region runs from base 268 to 1284 and encodes 338 amino acids. Gene Ontology annotation, biological process: peptidyl-serine phosphorylation. NCBI's taxonomy places the organism in Eukaryota, Metazoa, Chordata, Aves, Accipitriformes, Accipitridae. The record is from RefSeq and is a predicted model, not a curated record. The transcript has 10 exons. Gene Ontology annotation, molecular function: ATP binding; cAMP-dependent protein kinase activity. Gene Ontology annotation, cellular component: cAMP-dependent protein kinase complex; nucleus.